CAGGCAUGUUCCAACAUAUCCAGGCGGCAGACGCGAUGUGGAUGUGAUCAAUGGACACAUGACGCGGAUGUGACUUCGUCUCUCCGAGCUGUCCCACGCGGUGGCGCGUCCCCAUGUCUCUCCCGGCCAAAGUGUCGAGGGACGGGCUGCUGGAGAAGCGCAGCGGCGGCCUCCUCCAGCUGUGGAAGAAGAAACGCUGCGUGUUGACGGAGGAAGGUCUGCGGCUGCAGAGAUGCAAAGGAGGCCCCGCCGACGCUCCGUGCGCGGCUUGGGGCUCCAGAGCCAAAGAGCUGCCGUUCGAAGGCAUGGUGACGGUGGACUGCGUGGAGUACAAGCGGGGCUUGGUGUACUUCACUGUGGUCAUGGCCACCGGGGAGGAGAUCGAUUUCCGCUGUCCGCAGGACGGUACGGCGUGGAACGCAGAGAUCGCCUUGGCUCUGGUCCGGUUUAAGAACCUGCAGGCGGUGCAGACCGGGAGGAAGAGGCUGCUCUCUACGGCGCACCUGGGUAGCACCGGGGAGGAUGAGGAGCUAUGACGGGGUGAGAACGUGAAGACCGUGAGCUUUUCUACUGCCUGGAAAUGAACCAUCCAAGAAGAGAUGAUGAUGAAGACAUUCUUGUUGAGCUCCUCCAUGAACUUUUCAUGAUGGCAUGAGUCCAUAUCUCCUCUAAAGUUGUGAGAUGUUAUUUCCAACUAUGUGGAUAAUGUAAAGGAAAAUAAGCCCUUUAUCAAACAAAUCUACUUCUUUCACCCUUUGUGCCUUUGAUAUUUCACAAGCAUCUUCUAUACUCUAGGAUAUUAUUUCCCCUCCUUUUUCUAACAUUACCAAAACAAGUCACUUUAUGUCUUAAGUCUUUGCUUUUGAUCGGGGAAAAUGCUGUUUGACUGACUUUUUAAAACUUACAGCAAAAGACUGAACACACCUGCACGUUUUUUUUUGUUUUUUUUUGAGCUAACAUGAAGUAUAACUAUUUUGCUCACAUUUAUCGUGUAUUCCCAAUGUUGUACAGUUUAAAACACUUCAAUAAAAUAAUGAAUGCGGUCCAA
Messenger RNA from Nerophis lumbriciformis (worm pipefish), 1048 nucleotides. It is a transcript of the gene phlda3, whose product is annotated as pleckstrin homology-like domain, family A, member 3. Gene Ontology annotation, biological process: positive regulation of apoptotic process. Gene Ontology annotation, molecular function: phosphatidylinositol phosphate binding. Lineage: Eukaryota; Metazoa; Chordata; Actinopteri; Syngnathiformes; Syngnathidae. The record is from RefSeq and is a predicted model, not a curated record.